GGAAGAGUGUGCUCAAAGUUCUUUUUGGUCAGUUUUUGUUACCAAUAAACAAUUAAUAUUAGUUAGUUACUUCACAGGACAGGAGCACCAGGAAGCAAGCAAAGCAACAACUGCAAGAAGGAAGUGGGUGGUAGACUGGUGAGGAAGAAGAAGAAGAAGAAGUUAAGGCACCAAGUGAGUGAGUGAAGGUUAAGGAAAAUGAUAGUUGUUGUUGUUGUUGCCAUUGCUGUUGUUACAGUUGCCUGCCCCUGCCGCCUUACUUCUAUUCCCCCUUUCUUCUCCUUCUCCUUCUACCUGCAAUCACUCUUUCCUUUCUCCCUCUCUUUUCCUCUAUUCUUAAUUUUCCCCAACUACCCCUAUCACUUUCUCUCUCUCUCUCCCUCACCUCCUCCCUUUUUCACAUUGUCUUUCUCUUCCUAGAAAUACCCACUUCCCAAAAUUUCCUCGUUUUUAGCUGCUGCUCUUACUCUCUUCUUCCUCUUCUUCUUUCCCUACUUGUUUUUUUCACAUCUUUGGGUCUGAAACUCUGAAUUCAGGAGAAGGGUGUGGUGAUUUCUUGCUAAAGUUGCGAACUUUGUGGUCUGAAUUCACUGCUGCUCGAAAUUUGUGCUGUCCUUUCAUCUGGGGUUCUAUGAUGGAUGCACCGCCGUCUCCUUCCCCUGUUUCUCCUCCCGGCGGCGGCGGAGGAGGGGAGGAUUGUUGUGUAAAAGUAGCGGUACACGUCAGACCGCUCAUCGCCGACGAGAAAGCUCAAGGAUGUAAAGAUUGCGUCACUGUUGUCCCUGGGAAGCCUCAGGUUCAAAUAGGUACACAUUCCUUUACAUUCGAUCAUGUCUAUGGGAGCACGGGUUCACCAUCGACAGCCAUGUUCGAGGAGUGUGUUGCUCCAUUGGUUGAUGGCUUGUUCCAGGGUUACAAUGCUACUGUCCUUGCCUAUGGUCAGACGGGAUCCGGAAAGACAUAUACAAUGGGUACCGGUUUCAAAGAAAGCUACCAAGCUGGAAUAGUUCCUCAAGUGAUGAGUGUACUGUUCGGAAAGAUAGAGACUUUGAAGCAUCAAACUGAAUUCCAGCUCCAUGUUUCAUUCAUUGAGAUUCUGAAAGAAGAAGUGAGAGACUUGCUGGAUCCCUCGUGCCUGCACAAGGCAGAAUCUCCGAAUGGACAUGCGGGGAAAGUAAACGUGCCAGGAAAGCCACCAAUACAAAUUCGAGAAUCUUCAAACGGCGUGAUAACGCUUGCAGGAUCCACGGAAGUUAGUGUUGGCAGUUUGAAGGAAAUGGCCGCUUACCUAGAGCAAGGAUCUUUGAGCAGGGCAACUGGGAGUACAAAUAUGAACAACCAAUCAAGCCGUUCCCACGCAAUUUUCACCAUCACGCUGGAGCAAAUGCAGAAAAUCAAUUCACUCUCUACUGGAGAUGGGAGUCAAAAUGAUGGGAUGAACGAUGAGUAUCUUUGCGCUAAGUUGCAUUUGGUAGAUCUAGCAGGAUCUGAGAGGGCCAAGAGGACAGGUUCAGAUGGCUUGCGUUUCAAGGAAGGCAUUCACAUCAACAAGGGGCUUUUGGCACUUGGCAAUGUGAUCAGCGCACUUGGGGAUGAGAAAAAGCGGAAAGAAGGUCUUCAUGUUCCUUAUCGGGACAGUAAAUUGACUCGGCUUUUGCAGGACUCGCUUGGCGGUAACAGCAGAACUUGCAUGAUAGUGCAUUUCUCUAACAUUGUGAAAAUGCAUCUCUUGCUUUUCCCAGCUUGCAUUAGCCCUGCUGAUAUAAAUGCAGAGGAAACCCUGAACACUCUAAAGUAUGCGAAUCGUGCUCGGAAUAUUAAAAACAAGCCUGUUGUCAAUAGAGAUCCAAUGUCAAGUGAGAUGCUUAAAAUGCGGCAACAGCUGGAGUAUCUUCAGGCAGAACUCUGUGCUCGAGGAGGAUCUUCAUCCGAUGAAGUGCAAGUUCUCAAGGAAAGAAUCGCAUGGCUUGAAGCUACAAACGAGGAUCUCUGUAGAGAGCUUCAUGUAUAUCGCAGCAGGUGUGCUGCUGUGGAUCCCCGUGACAUAGAUGCUCAAGACGCUAGUAUAUGUUCUGUAAAAGGUGAGGGACUCAAAAGGAGCUUACGCAGUCUAGAAGCAUCAGACUAUCAAAUGGUUGAAACAGUACAGAGCGAUACUAGAGAAAUUGAUGAUGAAGUAGCUAAAGAAUGGGAGCACACGCUUCUCCAAAGCACAAUGGACAAGGAGCUGCACGAGUUGAACAGGCGCUUGGAAGAGAAAGAGUCGGAGAUGAAACUUGUUGGAGGUUUCGACACUGUAGCACUCAAGCAACACUUCGGCAAGAAAAUAAUGGAAAUGGAGGAUGAGAAAAGAGUUGUGCAGCAAGAGCGAGACCGUUUGCUAGCUGAAAUCGAAAAUCUCUCAGCUGGCUCGGAUGGGCAUGCUCAGAAAUUGCAAGAUGUUCACUCCCAGAAAUUGAAGACAUUAGAGACACAGAUUUCAGAUCUGAAGAAGAAACAGGAGAGCCAGGUCCAGCUUUUGAAGCAGAAACAAAAAAGCGAUGAAGCGGCAAAGAAAUUGCAAGAAGAGAUACAAUCUAUAAAGGCACAGAAGGUUCAAUUGCAACACAGAAUGAAGCAAGAGGCGGAACAAUUUCGACAAUGGAAGGCCUCUAGAGAAAAGGAAUUGCUUCAGCUACGCAAGGAGGGGAGAAGAAAUGAAUACGAAAGGCAUAAGCUACAAGCAAUAAACCAGCGCCAGAAAAUGGUUCUGCAAAGAAAAACAGAGGAAGCUGCUGUUGCUACCAAGAGGCUAAAGGAAUUGCUUGAAGGCCGAAAAUCUUCUCCACGUGAAAACGGUAGUCUUUCCAAUGGACAUGUAGCCAAUGGACAGAGCAAUGAAAAAUCUCUACAAAGAUGGCUUGAUCAUGAGCUAGAAGUCAUGGUGAAUGUUCAUGAAGUUCGCUUUGAGUAUGAGAAGCAAAGCCAAGUGCGAGCUGCACUGGGCGAAGAGCUUGCUGUGUUGAGACAGGUGGAUGAGCUAGCUUCAAAAGGAUUAACCCCUCCAAAGGGAAAGAAUGGAUUUGCUAGGGCUUCAUCCAUGUCACCGAAUGCCAGAAUGUCCAGAAUAGCCUCACUCGAGAGCAUGUUGAACAUAUCAUCUAACUCUCUCGUGGCUAUGGCUUCACAACUUUCAGAAGCAGAAGAGCGUGAACGCAGCUUCACCACCCGUGGGCGUUGGAACCAAUUGAGGUCCAUGGGAGAGGCCAAGAGCUUGCUUCAGCACAUGUUCAACUCUCUGGGGGAUGCAAGGUGCCAAAUGUGGGAGAAGGAUAUGGAUAUCAAGGAAAUGAAGGAACAGUUCAAAGAACUUGUUAACCUAUUGCGUCAAAGCGAGACUCGAAGAAAGGAAGUCGAGAAGGAGCUGAGGUUGAGAGAACAAGCAGCUGCUAUUGCUUUGGCUACAGCAGCUUCAGCUGGCCAUGAACAAGGAACCCCGCCCAAUUCACUAAAACACGGUGCUGAUGAAAUGAUGAGCAGUCCCUUGUCUCCGGUAUCUGUGCCAGCACCGAAACAGCUAAAAUAUACACCAGGAAUAGUGAACGUCCCAGUCAGAGAAUCUGCAGCUUUUAUAGACCAAUCGAGAAAAAUGGUACCGCUGGGGCAAGCAUCAACGAGAAAACUAGCAGUUGCAAGCCAAGGUGGGAAGCUGUGGAGAUGGAAAAGAAGUCAUCAUCAGUGGCUCUUGCAAUUCAAGUGGAAAUGGCAGAAGCCAUGGAGGCUAUCCGAGACAAUCAGGCUCAGUGACGGGACAAUUACAAGGACGAAGCACCGUGUACAGUACCGAACACGUGUGUCAUGAGCUGUGAGCAACUUGGGUUACUCUCACCAUAAUCUCUCCAUCGUAGAGCUAUAAGUGUGGUUCUAAUGCGCUUCUAUUGGAGAGGGAGCGAGCUAUGCUUGUAGCUGAGAUGGAUGGGUUGAUUUUGAAAGCAAGCUAGGGUUUGAUACUUCUAAUGCUGUUGGGGAGCAUCUUUGUAAAGGCAUUGGUAUGGUGAUGCUGCCCCUUGAUCAUAUAUAUAUACUAAUGAAGAACUGAGGAAAACGCAGUUCGACUGGCGAGAUGUCUUAUGUUCUGCCAAAUAUACCUAGUUCGCUGUUCAAUAACCCAACACCUUGGAUGGAAACACUCUCAUCAAGGAUGUCCGCACAAAAAUUGCACAAGGAAGAAGAAGAUCUCUCUGCCUUGUGUUUGUUUUUGGUCCUACUACUAGGUGCAAUGUUCUUUUUUCUUUUUGUAUCUGCCUAAUUUGUGCCAUUAUUUUAGUGUGUAAAGCACAAAAGUUGAUAAGAGGGGAUAUUCUUUGUGAACGGAGAUUUGUUUUAGCAGUGUGGAUAUGUAAGAAGACAGCAAUAUAUGUCAUCAUCUUAUAUGUACAAAAGGAAAAUUAACUUCAAGAUCUAUUACCCUGUAGUCUGCUUCUUGUUUGGGGUACAUUUAUGAUCGAAAUGUGUAACAAUUCAUCCUUAUACCAUAUCAUUUUGAC
Molecule: messenger RNA, 4526 nt
Organism: Linum tenue
Lineage: Eukaryota; Viridiplantae; Streptophyta; Magnoliopsida; Malpighiales; Linaceae
Source: the annotation of a GenBank genome assembly